Messenger RNA from Nannospalax galili (Upper Galilee mountains blind mole rat), 3390 nucleotides. RefSeq names its product cadherin 11 (gene Cdh11). Gene Ontology annotation, molecular function: calcium ion binding; cadherin binding. The record is from RefSeq and is a predicted model, not a curated record. Lineage: Eukaryota; Metazoa; Chordata; Mammalia; Rodentia; Spalacidae. Gene Ontology annotation, biological process: cell-cell junction assembly; adherens junction organization; cell morphogenesis. Gene Ontology annotation, cellular component: catenin complex; plasma membrane; adherens junction.
GCGCUCCGCGGCUCAUUCCGCGGCCGCCGCCAGCUGAGGGGAGCGUCGCGGGCCGAAGAGCAGAUGCCGCGGGGGCCGCUCGCAGCCACCGCGGACUUGUGAAUGGGACUCCGACUGGGGCUAGGGCUGACACCGCUGCGUUCGCCCUGUGCCGGGGACCGACAGCCCGGAGAUCGCGCCCAUCCGCUAGGGCCCCCAGAAGUGGUGGUUUUGGCUGUGUAGCUCUGUGGAGACAGUCAUCCUUGUCAUUGCUUGACUACACAAUCAGAUGGGUGGAGCUUGUUAUAGAAACUGGCAGCAAGUAUCCAAUGGGUGAAGAAGGCUCCACAUGCUUCUUAAGCCACAUGGUUACUUUUUCCUCUACAAGCCACCAACCAGAUUACCCUACGUCCUUUGGAGAGUUCAAGCCAUAAGAGAGGAAAGCACGGAGAGAGAAAAGAAGCCAACUGGGAAAACGGGGAGCAUUGACGUGAUGUCCUUGGUGAGCAAAGACAUUCUGUUCCAAGAGAGUUCUACUUGACACAUCUGAGAGGCCACCAUCUAAAAGACUGACACUUUGUUGGUGUAAGGAGGUGACAGCUGCAUUCUCCUGUGCCUACCACAUAACCAAAAAUGAAGGAGAACUACUGUUUACAAGCUGCCCUGGUGUGCCUGAGCAUGCUAUACCAUAGCCAGGCAUUUGCUCUGGAGCGAAGAAGCCACCUGAGGCCAUCACUCCGUGGACACCACGAGAAGGGCAAGGAGGGCCAAGUACUGCAGCGUUCCAAGAGAGGCUGGGUCUGGAACCAGUUCUUUGUGAUAGAGGAGUACACUGGGCCUGACCCUGUGCUUGUGGGCAGGCUUCAUUCUGAUAUUGACUCUGGUGAUGGGAACAUUAAAUACAUUCUCUCAGGUGAAGGAGCUGGAACCAUUUUUGUGAUUGAUGACAAAUCAGGGAACAUUCAUGCCACCAAGACACUGGACCGAGAGGAGAGAGCCCAGUACACACUAAUGGCUCAGGCGGUGGACAGGGACACCAACCGACCACUAGAGCCACCAUCAGAAUUCAUCGUCAAGGUCCAGGACAUCAAUGAUAACCCUCCGGAGUUCCUACAUGAGACCUAUCAUGCUAAUGUGCCUGAGAGGUCCAAUGUGGGUAUCAUCAGGACAGCCCUUCCCAAUAUGGACAGAGAAGCCAAGGAGGAAUACCAUGUGGUGAUCCAGGCCAAGGACAUGGGUGGACAUAUGGGUGGACUCUCAGGGACAACCAAAGUGACGAUCACACUGACCGAUGUCAAUGACAAUCCACCAAAGUUUCCACAGAGCGUAUACCAGAUGUCUGUGUCAGAAGCAGCUGUCCCAGGAGAGGAAGUAGGAAGAGUGAAGGCCAAAGACCCAGACAUUGGAGAAAAUGGCUUAGUCACGUACAAUAUCGUUGACGGAGAUGGCAUGGACUUAUUUGAAAUCACAACAGACUAUGAAACACAGGAAGGGGUAGUGAAGCUGAAAAAGCCUGUAGAUUUUGAAAACAAAAGAGCAUAUAGCUUGAAGGUUGAGGCUGCUAACGUGCACAUCGAUCCGAAGUUCAUCAGCAAUGGACCUUUCAAGGACACUGUGACAGUCAAGAUCGCAGUAGAAGAUGCUGAUGAGCCCCCGAUGUUCUUGGCCCCAAGUUAUAUCCAUGAAGUCCAAGAAAAUGCAGCUGCUGGAACUGUGGUUGGAAGAGUGCAUGCCAAAGAUCCUGAUGCUGCCAACAGUCCCAUAAGGUAUUCAAUUGAUCGUCAUACUGACCUCGACAGGUUUUUCACUAUUAAUCCUGAGGAUGGUUUUAUUAAAACUACCAAACCUCUAGAUAGAGAGGAAACGGCUUGGCUCAACAUCUCUGUCUUUGCAGCAGAAAUCCACAACAGACAUCAGGAAGCCAAAGUUCCAGUAGCCAUCAGGAUCCUUGAUGUCAAUGAUAAUGCUCCCAAGUUUGCUGCCCCUUACGAAGGCUUCAUCUGUGAGAGCGAUCAGACCAAGCCACUUUCUAAUCAGCCAAUUGUUACAAUUAGUGCAGAUGACAAGGAUGACACAGCCAAUGGACCAAGAUUUAUCUUCAGCCUACCCCCCGAAAUCAUUCACAACCCAAAUUUCACAGUCAGAGACAACAGAGAUAACACUGCAGGGGUGUAUGCACGGCGUGGAGGCUUCAGUCGGCAGAAGCAGGACUUUUACCUCCUGCCCAUUGUGAUCAGUGAUGGUGGCAUCCCACCUAUGAGUAGCACCAACACCCUCACUAUCAAAGUCUGUGGGUGCGAUGUGAAUGGGGCCCUGCUCUCCUGUAAUGCUGAGGCCUAUAUCCUGAAUGCUGGCCUGAGCACUGGCGCACUCAUCGCCAUCCUCGCCUGCAUAGUCAUUCUCUUGGUCAUAGUCGUAUUGUUCGUGACCUUGAGGAGGCAAAAGAAAGAGCCACUCAUUGUAUUUGAGGAAGAGGAUGUUCGUGAAAAUAUCAUAACUUACGAUGAUGAAGGGGGCGGGGAGGAAGACACAGAAGCCUUCGACAUUGCCACCCUGCAGAAUCCGGAUGGGAUCAAUGGAUUUAUCCCUCGCAAAGACAUCAAACCCGAGUAUCAGUACAUGCCUAGACCUGGGCUCCGGCCAGCACCCAACAGCGUGGAUGUGGAUGACUUCAUCAACACGAGGAUACAGGAGGCAGAUAACGACCCCACAGCCCCUCCCUAUGACUCCAUCCAAAUCUAUGGUUACGAGGGCAGGGGAUCCGUGGCCGGGUCCCUGAGCUCCUUAGAGUCUGCCACCACAGAUUCAGACUUGGACUACGACUAUCUACAGAACUGGGGACCUCGUUUUAAGAAACUAGCAGACUUGUACGGUUCCAAAGACACUUUUGAUGAUGAUUCUUAACAAUAAUGAUACAAAUUUGGCCUUAAGAACUGUGUCUGGCAUUCUCAAGAAUCUAGAAGAUGUGUAAACAGGUAUUUUUUUAAAUCAAGGAAAGGCUCAUUUAAACAAGCAAAGUUUUACAGAGAGGAUACAUUUAAUAAAACCGCAAGGGAAUAAAAGUGGUAAAUACUGUGAAGCACCUUUGCCCACACACAGCAAAGCAAAUAUUAAAGUUGUUUACCAACUUCACUAGAGAAAAACCACUUGGCAUACAAAGUAUUUAAACGAAGGAGAAUUCCACGUGAACUUAACAGUGAAGGGAAAUCGUCUAUGUGUUAUGAACAUCUAAGUCUCUCUUCUUUUUUAAUUUGUCAAAGAAGCUUCCACAAAAUUAGAAAGGACAACAGUUCUGAGCUGUAAUUUCGCCUUAAACUAUGGACACUCUAUAUGUAGUGCAUUUUUAAACUUGAAAUAUAUAAUAUUCAGCCAGCUUGAACCCAUACAAUGUAUGUACAAUACAACGUACAA